Molecule: messenger RNA, 3723 nt
Organism: Penicillium hordei
Lineage: Eukaryota; Fungi; Ascomycota; Eurotiomycetes; Eurotiales; Aspergillaceae
Product: nonribosomal peptide synthase
Exons: 2
Coding region: 1-3723 (1240 amino acids)
Biological process (GO): amino acid activation for nonribosomal peptide biosynthetic process; secondary metabolite biosynthetic process
Cellular component (GO): cytoplasm
Molecular function (GO): catalytic activity; phosphopantetheine binding
Source: RefSeq, a predicted model, not a curated record
AUGAUUGAACCGUCUAUUUCACGCGAAACCUAUUCGCAUCACCUCCAGAACGCCCAGUUCAUCGGGGAUUUCUGCAAUAGCCAAGACAUUACCUUGUCUACGUUCUUUACUACUGUCUUGUCAAUCUUGCUACAAUCCUAUACUGGGAAUGAGGCGGUUGCUCUAGCGGCGGGUGACUCGUUUGACACUCGGUCUUCCAAUGAAUACCGGCAAAUCAUAAUUACACCGGACACCAAAUUGGAGGACCUUUACGGUCAAGCAAAGGAGAGCACUGUACUCGAUAUCGACAGCCCCCCAAAGUAUGCACUAUGGAUAGCGCCAAGGUCAAAAGGGAGCCUGUUGGAGCUUCCGGAGCUUUUGCAGCAAGUGGAAUUGGGACUGCUAGUGGAAGUUGGUUCCAAUCAUGCCGAUAUGUCAAUGUCGCUGUAUUGCGAUGGUAUCGCAUCAGCAAACAAUCAUGCUCCGUCCAUGUUAUCCACAAUUAUGCACCUCAUUGAGCAGAUUGUGAAGGCUCCCGCGCAGCAAGCAGUCAGGGAUGUGCCAUUCCUGAGUCCGGCAGACUUGAAGAAAGUGGUGGAGUGGAACGCGCAAGGCCAAAAUCAUUCACAUCAUCAAUCUAUCACCCACCUCAUCAGCCAACAGUGCAUUCAAUUUCCACAACACCUAGCUAUUGACGCCUGGGAUGGGAAGCUCACUUAUGCGCAGCUUGACAAGCUGACGACAGAUAUUGCCAUCGAGCUGCGACAGCUGGGAGUCGGUACAGACUGCCUUAUACCUGUUUGUAUAGAGAAGUCUGUCUGGGCAGUUGUGGCUGAGAUCAGUGUCCUCAAGGCCAAUGGCGCGUUUGUUCCUAUGGACCCUUCGCAGCCACCAAGUUGGUGGAAGUCCACAGUCCAGGAGACUCGGGCUCAACUGGUCAUCGCCUCCGCGAAACAAAAGCCAGCACUACUGUCCGCUGAAAUAGGAAUUCCAGUACUUGUUCUCUCUAUCGAAGCAUUUCCUAUCCCCCCUCUUGCCCAGCAGCAGAACAAAAUACCACCAAUGGCGGCCAUCCCUCCCGUGGAUCCAGAGGCCACUGCCUAUAUUCUCUUUACCUCGGGAAGCACGGCCAAGCCAAAAGGAUGUGUUAUGCAGCACCAGGCGUUGGCGGAUAUUGUUCGACAUAACAAUGCCCUCCACAUCUCUCCCACAAGCAGAGUCCUACAAUUCGCAUCCUACACGUUCGCCGUAUCGGUGAUCGAGAUUUAUUGCACCCUGACUGCAGGUGGGACUGUUUGUAUUCCUUCGAGCGACGAUCGGAUGAACAAUCUCGCCGAUUACAUUGACAAGACGAGGGUUAACUGGGCUCUCAUGACGCCGUCCACGUCAAAUUCACUCAUUGGGCCCUCGGUGGUCCCAACCCUGAAAACGCUUUUUAUGGCCGGAGAGCCUAUGACACAGCGUCAUGUUGAUAUAUGGGCAAAAGACUUGUGCCUCCAUCAAUGUUACGGGCUCUCAGAGUGGUCUGGAAUUUGUGCAGUGACUCCUCAGAUUCCUCCAUGUGCAGAUCUGCAACAUGUCGGGUUAAUCUCCACGACGCCGAAUUUGUGGCUUGUAGACCCGCACAACGAUCAGAGAUUGUCACCAAUCGGAGCUAUCGGCGAGUUGCUGAUCGAAGGCCCGAGUAUUACCAGAGGUUAUCUGAACAAUCCAGAAAAAACCGCAGCGGCCAUCAUCGAAUCACCUUGCUGGUUGAAGCGUUCGAGUCAGAAGCCCCGACACCUGCAUUCCACAAGGAUGUACAAAACGGGGGACCUCGUGCAAUAUCUCCCCGAUGGAAGUAUUCGAUACGUUGGUCGCAAAGGCACCCAGGCCAAGAUUCGAGGAAAGCGUGUGGAACUAAGUGAAGUCGAGGAUGCCGCAGGUAGCCGCUGUUCGUCUUCCAAUAUCAAUCGCGUAGUGGCCGAAGCUGUGGUUCCUGCAGGCGGAGAUGAGACCUCCGUCUUGGCCCUUUUCCUGCACUACAAAAAGGACGCCCAUGGAGCUCAAAAGCAGGACAGUGGCGCCAUGUUUGUUCGAACUGAUAACCUCCUGUCUGAUGCAACAAACUUACGAGCCCACCUUCCACAAGCUUUACCUGACCAUAUGGUUCCAACUGUCUAUAUCGAGCUAGCAUAUGUCCCGUUGACAAUUACUGGGAAAAUCGAUCGCAGGGUAUUGCGAUCUUCAGCGAACAAGCUCACCCGACUGCAAUUGGAAUUCUUCUCCAGCUGCGAGGUAGCGGUCGAAAUGGUUCCGCCUGUGAAUCCAUCUGAAAUCAUCCUGCACGGCCUAUUCUGUUCUGUCCUCGGAAUUGACGCAGACAUAUUUGGCAUUCACCAGAGCUUCCUCCGGCUCGGUGGUGAUUCAAUUAAAGCUAUGCGCCUAGUUCAAGCUAGCCGGGAACAUUCCCUGGCAUUUACCGUGGCGGACGUCAUGCGAGCUGAGACUAUUGCAAACCUUGUCGCCAUUGCUCAAACGUCCUUCACCUCUGGUGAUGAUUCAUCAAUAGAGAAUGCCGAGUAUGCGGAUUUAGACAUGCAAACACUUCCGGGAAUUGGAAAGAUCGAGGAAAUUUACCCGUGUUCCCCCAUCCAAGAAGGGAUAUUGCUGAGCCAGGCACAAACUCCCGAAUACUAUCAACUUCGGGUCAUCUGGCUAGUGAAAUCAAGGACGAAACCAUAUCGUGUAGAUGCCGAACGCCUGCAGGAAGCAUGUAAUCAACUGAUCGAGCUACAUCCUAUGCUUCGGACACAACUGAUAGAGGGAACAGACCUGAAGGGCUAUGCCAUGCAGAUUACACUGCCAAAGGAAGCCAAGCCACAUGUGAAUAUACUGCGGUGCAAUUCUGUUGACCCCAAACAAAUGGCUACUAUCAGGCCCACCACUAAUAGCUCUCCCGCACAGCUAGACUUGCCCAUCUUCACGAUCCACAAGUCAGGAACCGGCGAUGUCUUUGUCUCUCUUGAUGUCAGCCACACGCUCAUCGAUGGACUUUCUAUUUCCAUUAUUGCUCGGGAUCUCGAGCAACUAUAUGAUGGAGUAAACCUGGCGUGCAUGCCUCGUGUCAUUCAUUCUAAGUACAUCGCAUACGUGGCUACACAGCGUCGGAAUUUAGCUCAAGGCGCCCUCGAAUUUUGGAGUCGCUACUUGCACGGGUUUAGUCCUUGCUUGCUAUCAUCCUCGAAGGGGCCGGAGGUACAAGAGCGGCAAUGGAACUCGCUGGCUAUCGAUCUGGGCGAUAUCGGGAGAUAUCAUCAGUUCAGCAAAGAUAAUGGGAUCACCCUUGCGACAGUGUUCAAGCUGGCCUGGAGCUUGGUCCUUCGAUCAUUUGCUGUUACGACUGAUGUCUGCUUCGGAUACAUGACGUCGGCGCGAGGAUUGCCUCUGCCCAACUUGGAAGACGCGGUCGGUCCGUUUAUAAACAUGCUUGUUUGCCGAGUCCAGAUCGACCCAAAAAGCACCCUUCGCACGGCCUUACGGCAGAUCCAGUCCGACUUUAUCGACAGUUUGACCUAUCAACACGUCCCUCUCAUGGAUGUACGCGCUUCUCUUGGUUUGACACACAGUGACCAAAUCUUCAAUACAAGCUUGACCUUCCCACCUGACAUUGAGACAAGGAGGGAAUCGUCCAUUGAAAUUACACAAGCCGCCCUGCAUGAUCCCACAGAGUUCGAUGUUAUGGUUGAGAAGCGGAUCGCUUGA